Uranotaenia lowii is the source of this 5156-nucleotide messenger RNA. Its product is annotated as phospholipid-transporting ATPase ABCA3-like. The record is from RefSeq and is a predicted model, not a curated record. Gene Ontology annotation, cellular component: membrane; intracellular membrane-bounded organelle. The transcript has 10 exons. Gene Ontology annotation, molecular function: ATP binding; ABC-type transporter activity; lipid carrier activity. Gene Ontology annotation, biological process: transmembrane transport; lipid transport. The coding region runs from base 138 to 5114 and encodes 1658 amino acids. Lineage: Eukaryota; Metazoa; Arthropoda; Insecta; Diptera; Culicidae.
GCGAAUUCGAAUCUUGACGGUAAUACCCCUUAGUCGAAAUAAUCCUGGUGAAUUGGUGCAAGGUUUUUUUUCGGAAUCUUUUAUGAGCUCUCGAUAAGCUGUGAUUGAGGUUGUUGAAAGGAAGUGCACUCGAACCAAUGGCAGUGGCAAGUAGCUGGAGUAAAUUCUUACUCCUGCUGUGGAAAAAUUGGAUCAUUCAAAAACGACACUACGUGCAGACAGCCUUCGAAAUACUCAUCCCAGCGCUAAGCUGCACCGUGCUUAUCUUACUCAGAGGACUAGUUGAUCCGGAAUUUUUCCCUGAAUCUACGAUAUGGAGACCUCUGGAAACAGAUACUGUAUCACAUUUAUUCCCAGAUGUGAAUCCAACAAUCGACCCUCCAAUCAACUUUAUGAUAGCGUAUUCGCCGCAGUGCCCUUUGGUGGAUAGACUCGUUGCAAAUGCGGCACUUCAAAUACAAGAACCUCUGGAACUUCAACCGUUCCCGAAUGCCCAAGCCUUGGAGAAUUUCUUGCGCAACAACAACACCUUGGUGGGGAUAGAAUUUCCCGAAAACUACCAAUCACUGGCUACGUUGCCAAGCAAAGUGACUUUUGCCCUACGGUACCCAUCGGAAAUGCGAACGUUUCAGGACACUUUCAGUGCCUUCUGGGCUAAUUGGGCAACGGAGCUGAUGUUUGCACAGUUUCAAAUAGCAGGUGCCACCUACCGCGAUUGGCAUGACGGAGGCUAUCCGGCUAACUACCACAACGAAUCCUUCAUAGCCAUACAGAGUGCAGUGGCUAAGGCCAUCAUUCUGGAACGGGAGCCGGAGAUGGAGUUUCCGAAGGUGUUUCUUAGGAGAUUCCCGUAUCCUCCGUACUACAGCGAUCCCCUGCUGACGGGCCUGGAAAAUCUGCUUCCACUGAUAAUUGUGAUAGCCUUCUUCUACACCGCGUUGAACACCGUCAAGUACAUAACGGUGGAGAAGGAACGGCAGCUGAAGGAAACAAUGAAAAUCAUGGGUCUGUCAUCUGGACUGCAUUGGGCGGCCUGGUUUGUCAAAAGCAUUUUACUCCUAUCAAUUUCGAUAACGCUAAUAACCAUCCUCCUUUGCGCGAAAUUAACGACCAACAGUGAAUUGGCCAUUUUCCACUACGCCGAUUGGACCGUGGUUUGGGUUUAUCUGUUUGCGUACAGCGUGGCGACCAUUUGCUAUUGCUUUAUGUUGAGCACAUUCUUUUCCAAAGCGAAUCUUGCCGCUGGAAUAGCCGGAUUGAUCUGGUUUAUAAUGACCGUGCCGUACAAUGUUGCCUUUGCAAACUAUGAACAGCUUUCGUUGGCCGUAAAACUAGCGCUGUGCACAUUUGCUAAUUCAUCAAUGUCUUUCGGGUUCAUGUUGAUGAUGAGACAUGAGGGAACUUCAACCGGACUGCAGUGGUCUAAUUUGUUCGAACCAGUUACGGUGGAUGACGAUUUUUCGGUUGGAUACACUAUGCUUAUGCUUUUGCUAGAUGCUUUUCUGUAUCUGCUGGUGGCUUUAUACGUGGAACAAGUUUUCCCGGGGGAGUUCGGGGUAGGUCAACCAUGGUACUUUUUGUUCACGAAAAAAUACUGGACAAGAAAACCAAAGAAGUCCUACGCGCACAAAACAUAUCCCACAUUUGAUGAGAACCAGGAGAAAGAGCCUUCGGGGAAACACGCCGGUAUCAGCAUACGAAAUCUGAGGAAAGUUUUUAACAAAGAUAAAACUGCCGUCAGUGGACUGAAUUUGAAUAUGUACGAAGAUCAAAUAACGGUUUUGCUUGGACAUAAUGGAGCUGGCAAGACAACGACCAUGUCAAUGUUGACAGGAAUAUUUGCUCCAACAUCAGGAACAGCAAUAAUCAACGGCUACGAUAUCACCACUGAUAUUGACGGUGCACGGGGGUCUUUGGGUCUCUGUCCUCAACACAACGUCUUGUUUGAUGAAAUGACAGUUGCAGAGCAUAUAGAAUUUUUCUCUAGGCUAAAAGGAACACCGAAAUCUGCCAUCAAGGAUGAAAUAGAUCGAUAUACCAAGCUAUUGGAACUGAUGGACAAAACGAACAAACAAUCACGAACUUUAUCUGGGGGUAUGAAACGAAAACUAUCCGUUGGCAUAGCUCUUUGUGGAGGAUCUAAAGUGGUGUUAUGUGAUGAACCAACAUCUGGAAUGGAUCCAUCAGCAAGGCGUGCGCUGUGGGAUUUGCUGAUAAAGGAAAAGAAAGGUCGAACUAUACUACUGUCGACACACUUUAUGGACGAAGCAGAUAUUCUCGGAGAUAGAAUCGCGAUCAUGGCUAAUGGCGAUUUGAAAGCCGUUGGGUCGUCGUUUUUCUUGAAGAAAAAGUUUGGUGUCGGUUACAGAUUAAUAUGCGUGAAAAGCGAAGAUUGCGACAGCCAAAAGUUGAAGUCUCUUUUGAGAAAGUAUAUACCAAGCAUUGAAAUUGACACCGACAUAGGAACAGAGUUGUCAUUUGUGCUGGACGAGAAGUACACGGACAUAUUUGAAAAAAUGCUUCAAGAGGUGGAAGAAAAUUCAGCUUCUGUGGGAAUACGGAACUAUGGAAUUUCUCUCACAACCAUGGAAGAAGUUUUCUUACGAGUUGGCAGUGAUUCUUAUGCCCUGGACCAGAAUUCCUCUUUAAAAGAAAGCGAGCUUGAACUAGCAGAAAAUGGAGUAUCUCAUUCAACUAUCAAACUGUAUGAAGACCAGGAAAAACUGCUGGAAGGCUCAAGCCUAACCUUUAAUCAAAUACGAUCCAUGUUCCUAAAGAAGAUCCUAUCGACCAAACGCAGUUGGGUGCAACAGCUCGUACAGCUGCUGAUUCCGGUUUAUUUUAUCUCCGUUACGGUUGCAAUUGUCCGCUCGUUUCCCGGCAUCCGAGAAUUGCCUCCACUUCCGAUCACCAUCACAAAUUACUCGGAAACGCGAACUCUACUGGAACUUAGCUCUUCAGAUGAUCCCAUACGAAUUGGAUAUCAGCGAGUUUUCGACGGAUAUUCGGACACUCAUACAUUUUCAGUGAUAUCCGGAGAGAUGAUCGAUUAUAUUUUAGCAUUGUCAACCGCUAACAUUGGUCGAGUCAAUCGACAGUAUAUGACGGCCACAACCGCAGGGGAUAAUACGACGGUUUGGUUCAAUGCUCAAGGUUUCCACACCGCACCUUUGGGGAUAAGCAUAUUCUACAACGCCUUGUUGAAGCUCGUAUGUCCGGAUUGUGAAAUUGUCACCGUAAAUAAACCGUUGCCUUACAGACCCAACACGAGGUUCAUUCAACUUCAAUCUGGAAACAAUCUUGGAUUUCAACUAUCGUUCAACACUGGAUUUGCCAUGUCUUUCAUCGUGGCCAUGUAUAUAAUGUUCUAUAUCAAGGAAAGGACAUCUCGAGCUAAACUGUUACAGUUUGUCAGUGGCAUCAGUGUGUUCACCUUCUGGUGCGUAUCGUUUAUCUGGGACUAUUUCACCUUCUUGAUAACAGCGCUGGUGUAUCUGGGAACUCUGGCCAUAUAUCAAGAAGAAGGCUGGGCCACCCCCGAAGAUCUGAGUCGAGUUCUAUCGAUAAUGGUUGUCUUCGGAUUUGCCUUUCUUCCCUUGACUUAUCUAUGCUCGUUCUGGUUUGACGUCCCAUCAACGGGUUUUGUCAAAAUGAUGAUGAUCAACAUAUUCAGUGGAACCAUAUGCUUUACGGCCGUGUUUCUGCUGAAAUUUGAUGGCUUCAAUUUGAAAGACAUAGCCAAUGGAUUGGAGUGGGUGUUUAUGAUUUUCCCAAUAUUUUCACUCAGCCAAACACUAAGUAAUAUGAAUGUGAUGGCUGCCACCAGAUCGGUUUGCGUACAUCAGUGUGAAUCGAUGGAGUUUUGUACGGAAGAGCUGAUGUGCCUGAUGUUUCCCAGGUGUUGUGAUACUCAAAUGUUCACCUGGGAAAAUCAAGGAGUCAAUAGGCAAAUCGUUUACAUGACCAGCGUUGGAGCUGUAGCUUUCAUUGUGCUCAUUUUGAUAGAGUUUAAAUUUUUCUCACGUAUAUUUAUCAAUCGGUGCAGUAAAAAUCCAGCAAAUCCCUCAAGAGAUAUCACAGCUACAAUGGAUGAUGAUGUUUUGAGAGAGACGGAACGUGUUCACAAUCUUUCCAGCAAAGAGAUUCUCCAAGGCAAUUUGGUGAUGAAAAAUAUUACCAAAUACUACAACCGAUUUUUAGCAGUCGAUCGAAUGAAUCUAUCAGUUGAUCAUUCGGAAUGUUUCGGCUUAUUAGGAGUUAACGGAGCUGGCAAAACUUCCACCUUUAAAAUGCUGACGGGAGAUGAAAAUAUCUCGGCAGGUGAAGCUUGGGUUAAAGGAAUCAAUCUUAAUACUAAUAUGAACAGAGUGUAUCGGCACAUCGGAUACUGUCCUCAAUUUGAUGCCAUGUUAGAAGAUUUAACAGGAAGAGAAACUCUAAAAAUUUUCGGUCUUUUAAGAGGAAUUCCAAGCAAUCAAAUUAGAGAAGCUUCAGAAAAGUUAGCACUUGAGCUGAAUUUCAUGCAACACAUCGACAAACGAGUCAAGGAGUAUAGCGGAGGGAAUAAGCGAAAACUUAGCACAGCUUUAGCUUUGCUAGCCAAUCCUUCGGUUAUCUAUCUAGAUGAACCAACAACGGGAAUGGACCCUGGAGCUAAGCGACACCUCUGGAAUGUUAUACUUAAAGUGAAAAAAUCCGGAAAGGCUGUAAUUCUUACAUCUCACAGCAUGGAAGAAUGUGAGGCUCUAUGUUCGCGACUUGCUGUUAUGGUGAACGGCGAGUUCAAAUGUAUCGGGUCGACGCAACAUUUGAAGAAUAAAUUUUCGAAAGGAUACUUCCUCACGGUUAAGCUGAAACGACUUUCCGAAAGCGAUGAUGAUUCUCACGCUCUCAAGGAGUACAUUCUACAAAAUUUCCCGGGCGCUGUCCUAAAAGAGGAGCACCAGGAUUCCCUAACCUAUCACAUAACUCACUCAAAACUGAAAUGGUCAACCAUGUUCGGGCUUAUGGAAAAAGCUAAGAAGACGCUCGGCAUCGAGGAUUAUGCGUUAGGGCAAACAUCACUGGAACAGGUGUUUCUGUUUUUUACAAAAUACCAGCGUGUGAGUGAUUGAGCGUAUGCUAGAAUAUGUAAGGUAGACCAAAGCAGUAUUAAA